Messenger RNA from Peronospora matthiolae, 1242 nucleotides. The record is from the annotation of a GenBank genome assembly. Lineage: Eukaryota; Oomycota; Peronosporomycetes; Peronosporales; Peronosporaceae.
AUGUCGAUGAAGACACCCCAAGGGAUGAAGAAAGGUGUGCUCACAAACGUGUGGCACAUCCCAAAGUUAUCCAGAAACCUGUUCUCGGUCGGCCGCUUCACCAAGGAUGUCGGCCCAGUGACGUUCACGAAGGAUGGGUGCUAUGGAGAAGCGAAAGGGACCAAGUGGAAAAUUGGUGCCCGUGAAGGUAAAGGACUGUUCAAGCUGCAAAUGACUCCAGUGGCGCCGGAACAAGCAAAUGCAGCCAAGUCGUCGGGAUGUCAAGGGGGCACCAAGUCGUACCUCUGGCACCUUCGGCUUGGCCACAUAGGUCAUGAUGGACUCAAUUGCAUCGUGACGAAGAACAUUGGAAUUGGCAUCGACAUAUCUUCGGUGAAGAAGUGGGACGUGUGUGAAGGUUGUGCUCUGGGAAAACAGACUCGAGUGCGCUUCCAAUCAAACACUACAGCUCGCACCUCCAAACUCCUCGAAGUGAUUCACAGCGACGUAUGCGGACCGAUGUCGAUGGCAACUUUCAGUGGAAAACGGUACUUCGUGACAUUCAUCGAUGACAAGUCAAGAUACUGUGUCGUCUAUCUGCUCAAGAGCAAAUCUGAAGUUGCGGCGAAGUUCAUGGAAUACGCUGCGAUGGCCGAAACGCAAACCGGAAAGCGCGUGAAGUACCUUCAAAGCGACAAUGGGGGUGAAUACAAGUCCGACAAGCUGGCACGAUUCUGCGCGGAACGGGGAAUACAACAAAGGUUCACAACCCCAUAUACUCCUCAGCUAAACGGAGUAGCUGAGAGAAUGAAUCGCACGCUGGUCGAGUGUGCGCGUUGCAUGAUGGAACACGCUGGACUGGGAAAGAGCUACUGGGGUGAAGCAGUGAUGACGGCGAUGUUUCUUCGAAACCGCUGUCCAACACGUGCCAUUCACCAAGACAAGUCUCCAUAUCAAGUGUGGACGAUGAAGAAACCGAUUCUGGCCAACCUUAAAGUGUUUGGAUGCCACGCGUAUGUUCAAGUGCCUCAAGACAAACGCGCGAAGUUCGACUCCAAGUCAUCACUCUGUCGUUUCCUGGGAUACGUCGAACACCAGAAGUCAUAUCGAUUUGAGGAAGUGUCAACAGGAGCGAUCAAGAUCAGUCGCGAUGCCACAUUCAUGGAAGACAAGUUUGAUGAAGGUCCGCGCAACUACAACGAUGAGUCAAGUGUCGUUGAGUUUGAUGAUCAUGAUGAGGACGAAGAAAAAAGAAGAAGGUAA